Klebsormidium nitens is the source of this 2815-nucleotide messenger RNA. NCBI's taxonomy places the organism in Eukaryota, Viridiplantae, Streptophyta, Klebsormidiophyceae, Klebsormidiales, Klebsormidiaceae. The record is from the annotation of a GenBank genome assembly.
CUCAUCCCCCAUGCCGCCUAUAUGAUGGGCCAUGGCAUGAGAAGAGGAAGCUGGGACUCAGAGCAGCGAGGGCAGCAGGAUUAGACGAUAGCUGGGAAAAGCAAAUCCGUGUAGCUAUGCCCCUGCUGUGGAUAUGCUACAAUGGGGAGCCCAUUCGUACUGGUCAAUGACGAUGAUCGUCUGUUCCAGGAGUGCGAGAAGAUUUUGUUGGGCAUCCCACGUCGAGGCGGUGACAUCUUCAGCUGUGCCCUGACCAUCAAACAGUUGGCCGCGCGUUUGCCCCUUGGCUGCGCCAGCGACAUCAGCGUCAAGAACGUCCGCCAGGUGCUGAGCCAGCCUGCGCACCAGAACGUGCUGAUCGCGCUUGACGAUGUCAACAUCGUCCACGUCAAAAAGUUUGAGGAACAGCCGCAGGCAGCGGGCACGGGUGUAGCGGAGGGACCAACGGGCGAGCCCGAUGACGCUGCCUGCAACCUCUGGGAUGCGCCUGCGUCUUUAGGGGACGCCGAGCAGGAGGGAGAAGAGGAUGCGUGCCGACAGGGCCUGAUGGACGGGGGCGAAGGGCAGCGGGGAAUGCGGAAGGAGCGAACAGAGAGUGGGGCAGUGCAGGCGGCAACAGCAAGCGCUAGCCCAAGCACUGCCGGGGAAAACAUGGAAGUUAUGAAGCAGAGGGAUCCCCCUAGGGCAGACUUGGGCGUGGAAAAGCAAGGAGUGGCCACGCUGGGAACGGGGCAGGACAACGAGCCACGAGGGGCGAGUGCGCCCUUCUUGUUUUUUGGAGCAGUAGGCGGGCCCAGCAGUGCCCCUGCGAAAAAUGGUUUCUCCAGCCAGACGUCCAAGGUGGACCCGGGGGAAGCCGCCGGGGUGAAGCAGCCAAAAACGACUGCUGGGGCCGUGCCUGCUGUCGCCGUUGUGAACGCGAUUGCGGGCAGCCAGAAUGCUACUAGUCAACUGGAUUCUGUGGCGCCAGGUGGAGGGCGGGGUCAAAGCGGUGGCGCGGAGGCCAGCAGUGGGGCUGGUCACGAGCAGGAGGAGGGAGAGGAGGAGAGCGAGGAGGAGCAGCUGGGCAAGCUGAGGCACUGCCAGGACGAGAUCAAGCGGCUGCUCUUGGAGCGGCACUCCCUGGAGGCCGCCCUCACGGCCAGGCUGACGCAGCACGCGCAAGCAGGGCAGGCGGCCCGGGCCCGCCAGCUUGCGGCGCAGCUGGCGCACAUUGUGCGGGACAUGCCGCAGCUGCCAGGGACAGGCCCCGAGCAGGCCCCACCUGGCAGCAACGCGCCGAAGGGGGUCGCUCCGCAUCUCUCGGAGUCUCGCAGGCACGAUGCAAACGGCCACGCAGCGUCUCCUUGUGCUGGGCGAACGAGUGGGCGGAUUGGAGGGCAGGGGGCGAAAGAUGGGGGGGAGAGCGACGUGGAGGUGAUGGACGCACCGCCGGCGGCAACGGAGUGGGCCAAGAAGCGGGAGACCGCCCUCAAGCGGCGGCGCGAGGGGCAGAGCGGAGACGCCGAGGCAAAGCGAGCGAGGGGGCCGGAGAAGCGGGAGCACGAAGCGGAGACGGGGAUGACAGGGCAGUCGGAGCUGAAAAAGGGAAAGGAAACAAAAAUAAAGGAAGAGAUGGACCAAUCUCGGGUUGGCCAGGAAGGAUACGGCACCACGGGGCAAGGUGUGACGAAAGUGGAGGGCGGUGGACUUGCUAGCCGCAGUGCAAACGCGAGCGAUGGAGGGGCAAGUCCACCUGCGACAGAGCUUGCUCUGGGAGGGCCGCCCGGCAGCAGCAGCGGUUUUGGGAUACCACCAGCGGCCACAGGGAAGGCCGGUCCGAUGGAGCAGCGGGCCAGCGACGUGGAGGCGGCAACUGCGUCAUCUUCCCGCUUUCCGCCGGCGCUUGUCACGGCAGUGGAGGAGCUGGGGGGGGACGCACUGGCGGGAUGGGCGGCGGUGGCGCAGGCAGAGGUCGCGGCGGAGGUGGAGCGGCGGGGCAUCGGCACUGGCGACGAGAGCGUCGUAGGCAAAGGGCUUUCUGUGGUGUGGGCGAAUGGAGUAGCCGGGCGGGGAGAAACGAGCAGCGGGGAAAGGCCUCGGGAGGCACAAGGGGAGCAGCUCGUGCGGGUCCCGAGCGAGAAGCCGGCGGCAGGCAAUGUCGUGGUUGUCCAAACCACGGCAAGUGGCGGUGCAAAGGCUGGAGCAGGAGAGCAGGACAAGGGGAAAGCCCAUGUCGCGGAGACGUACGGGGAGGCACCGGAAGGAGGGGCGCAGACUGCACGGGCCGGGGGCACGAGCAACAGCCCGAGCGAGCAGACCACAGCACCAGCGGCCAGACAGGAUGCAGCUGACACCAAGGUGGUGGGCCUGGGAUUCAAGCGCAAACGGCAUGGGGCUGCGCCUAAACGAAAGCGGCUGGAGCCGGUGGAACCCGUCCACCUGGAUUGGAACAUCAACGGCGAAGACGAAGCAGCGUCUGCACUCCUGGAAUCAUUGCUGACCCAGUGCAAGGCAUCCUCCUCGGUGGCUGAGAUCGACCGGGGAUGGAGCGAAACACCCCAGGUUGUUGCGAAGAGCAAGGCUGAUGUUCGGCUGGAGCCACCGACUGCAGAGGCGACUGAACCACCGAAGGCCCAACCAAGCGCCAUUCAGCAUCGGAAACAAAAGCGUCCUCGAAGACUUGUCAAGUCGAGCCAGUCCAUCUCCUUUUGAGUGCUUCGCGUUGUUGACAAAUCGCAGCUCCACGCUUGUGGCACUGGUCAAGAAAUUUGUGGCGAGCAUUGAGCAGCCAUCUAAGGCAGUACCGUCAAUAUUGCGUUGCAUAAUGUUUCUG